AUGGUGAACAGCAGACGCAAAUUCAAGAAAACCCGAAACACCACCAAAACCAGCUUCUCGCAGGCUUCUAUGGAGGAUUCUGAUCAUCAUUCGACUCAAUCUGGAGCAUUGGUUGGUUCCAGCGAUGACCUUUUAACCGAGAUCCUUCUCCGGCUCCCUGUUACCUCCAUCCUUCGCUUCAAAUCUGUUUCUAAACACUGGCGUUUGCUUCUAAGUCACAAACAUUUCACCCGAAGGUAUGAUAUUGAUAACCAUUCAAAAUCUCCUGGUCUUUUUGGUUGCAAUACAUAUGUCCCGUACGAUGUUGAUAACCCAAGCACUCCUCCUUUUAGUAAUCUUAGUUCCUACUUUGAUUGUCCGCGUGUCAGAAUCGUGCAAUCUUGUAACGGGUUACUACUUUGCUCUACUCAUGGGCCCAAAGGAAGCAAAGCUGCUCCUAGGUAUUACGUAUUUAAUCCCACCACCAAACAAUUGGCACUCAUCCCACCAAUCCACGAAAGUCUCAAAGUUCGUAAAACAAUCCGUUUUAUGGGUCUGGCAUAUCAUCAAACAGAUUGUGUUCACUACAAAGUUGUUUGUAUUCGGUCUUUAGAGCCUGAUAGAGACUUGUUUCAGAUUCAAAUCUACUCGUCUGACACAAGGGAAUGGAAGAUUUCUAUCGAAACUUUCUCUGCGAGUAGCCACGUCUUUCAACAGGGGGUUUACUGGAAUGGAGCUGUUUAUUGGGUUACCAAGUAUCACAAAUACUUGUAUUUUAAACUUGAUGUUGAAAAGUUGCAAAUGAUGCCCUUGCCGAUGAGGUCUGGAGUUCGUCUACAUAUAAUAGCAGCGUACUUUGGAGAAUCUAGAGGUCGUCUACAUUUAAUAGCAUACAGGAAUCACCUGGAUUAUAGACUACGCCUGAAUGUGUAUGAGAUGUUUAGCGGUCAUUCGAGUUGGUUUGUCAGAUAUCAAGUAGAUCUUAAUGCCCUUCCUGCAGAUGCUUUCCCAGAUAUCAUCUCUCGGUACGGAGUCAAUUAUGAAUUCAAAGUCAUUGAUGUGGUUAGAGGCGAAGAAGAUACAUUUGUGGUGCUGAAAAUUCGUGAAAAGAUAAUGAAAUACAAUGUUCAUGACCAGAGUUUUGAACAUAUAUAUAGUCUACCCAGGCCCAGCUGCUUCCGUGAAAAUAGUUUCCAUCGUUACACCGAAACCUUAACUUCUUUUUAA
Helianthus annuus (common sunflower) is the source of this 1206-nucleotide messenger RNA. Its product is annotated as F-box protein At5g07610. NCBI's taxonomy places the organism in Eukaryota, Viridiplantae, Streptophyta, Magnoliopsida, Asterales, Asteraceae. The record is from RefSeq and is a predicted model, not a curated record. Bases 1 to 1206 code for a protein of 401 amino acids. The transcript has a single exon. Gene Ontology annotation, molecular function: protein binding.